This is a messenger RNA of Panicum virgatum (switchgrass), 1640 nucleotides long. Its product is annotated as plant UBX domain-containing protein 4-like. Gene Ontology annotation, cellular component: nucleus; cytosol. Gene Ontology annotation, molecular function: ubiquitin binding. The transcript has 4 exons. The record is from RefSeq and is a predicted model, not a curated record. Gene Ontology annotation, biological process: autophagosome assembly; nuclear membrane reassembly; proteasome-mediated ubiquitin-dependent protein catabolic process. Bases 72 to 1409 code for a protein of 445 amino acids. Lineage: Eukaryota; Viridiplantae; Streptophyta; Magnoliopsida; Poales; Poaceae.
CCCCAGCCCCGGCCCCAGACGGCAGACGCCAGCCGGCCAGACCACCUCGACACGCGGCCGCCGCGGACGAGAUGGCCGCCGGAGACGCCGGCCGCGCGCCGAUGCCCGCGGACGCGCAGUCGCUGGUGGAGUCCUUCUGCGGCAUCACCUCCGCGGCCGCCGAGGAGGCCGCCUUCUUCCUCGAGAGCCACAACUGGGCCCUCGAAUCCGCGGUCCGCUCCUACUACGACUCCGUUGACGGCGACGCCGGCGCCGGCGAAGCCGGCGCAGCCGAUUCGGCGCCCCCGCCGCCGCCCCCUCCCGCCGACAGGGGCGACGAGGAUUCGGAGGACGAGGACUACGUGGGCGGCGGUGGCGGCGGCGAGGACGAGGACGACGAGGACUACAUCGGGGACGACGACGGCGACGAUGAGGACGCCGCGGUCGUCUCUGCCGCUGCGGCGGCGGAGGGGAGAAGGAGGCCGUCGAAGAGGCUGAAGAGGAGCCACGAAGGGCCGGGUGGGAGCGGUAGCGGCAGCAGGGCGGGUGGGCGUGCGAAUGGCAGGGGAAAUGUCAGGACGCUCUCCGAUCUCGGUGGGGGCAAGCGGGGCGCGGGGUCCGACGAGGACUCCGGAGAGGAUGAUGAGUGGGCGCCACCACCCGAGUACUACACCGGCGGCGAGAAGAGUGGAAUGGUCGUUAGAGAUCGAUCAAAACGUAAAAAUAAUACGGAUGAGGUAUUCAAGCAAGCUAAAAGGAAGGGGGCUAAGCAAGGCCAUUUUGAGCCUCGCCGGAGAUCUACUCCAAGGAACUUUACUGGGACUGGCAGACUUUUGACAGGUGAAACUGUACAGCGUGAUACACCAGAGCCGCCAGAAGAAAUUGUUCACAUCUACUUCUGGAGCAAUGGCUUUACAGUAAAUGACGGUCCACUUAGAAGUUUUGAUGAUCCAGCAAAUGCAUCCUUUUUAGAGAGCAUCAAGAAUUCUGACUGCCCAACUGAACUUGAGCCGGCUGAUGGGAAAUCUAAGGUGAAUGUGAAUCUUGUGCGGAAGGAAGAAGAAUUUACCGAGCCAGUCAAGCGUACUGCUCCAUUUCAAGGGGAACGAAGAACUCUUGUGGCCCCUUCUGAUAAUAACACCUCCAGUGCUGCUGCUUCCAGUACGGACACUGCCCCAAGGACAAUCACAGUGGACGAUUCUUUGCCAUCAACCUCCCUCCAAAUCAGGUUCGCAGAUGGCAGCCGCUUGGUUGCACGUUUCAACAUGAGCCACACAAUUAGCGAUGUGCGUGCAUUCAUUGACGCAACCAGGCCAGAAGCCAGCGAAUACACGCUGCAAGCCGGAUUCCCCCCUAAGCCGCUCGAGGACGCGACCAAGACCAUUGAGGAGGCCGGCAUAGCCAACUCGGUGAUCAUUCAGUCAAUCUAGCUCUCCGCCGAACAGGUGUCGGCCAUACUCAUCAAAUAUGCUAGGCAUCUGAAGCUAGCACCUUCCUUGCUCUUCUCUUCCCACAUUUUGUUUCUCAAAUUUAGCUUCCGACCUUCCAUGGCUUCAUCGUUCAUUAGCGCUACUCGAGGUAUUGGGGUUGUAAAACAGAGGGAUCUGGGUGUACCCGUCUUAUUCAUCUAUAGCACAUACUAAUCACUUGGCUUGCAUGUC